GUUUUGAAUGAAGAAUGCGAUCAGAAUUGGUACAAGGCAGAACUCAAUGGAAAAGACGGCUUCAUUCCCAAGAACUACAUAGAAAUGAAACCACAUCCGUGGUUUUUUGGAAAGAUUCCCCGAGCGAAGGCUGAAGAGAUGUUAGGCAAACAGAGACACGAUGGUGCCUUCCUCAUCAGGGAGAGUGAGAGUGCUCCUGGAGACUUCUCCCUCUCAGUCAAGUUUGGAAAUGAUGUGCAGCACUUCAAGGUGCUUAGAGAUGGGGCUGGCAAGUAUUUCCUCUGGGUGGUGAAGUUCAAUUCUUUGAACGAGCUGGUAGAUUAUCACAGAUCCACAUCUGUUUCCAGGAACCAGCAAAUAUUUCUCCGGGACAUUGAACAGGUGCCACAGCAACCAACCUACGUUCAGGCCCUGUUUGAUUUUGAUCCCCAGGAGGAAGGAGAGCUGGGCUUCCGUCGUGGAGACUUUAUCCAAGUCCUUGACAAUUCUGACCCCAACUGGUGGAAGGGAGCCUGCCACGGACAGACGGGCAUGUUUCCACGCAACUAUGUGACCCCAGUGAACCGGAACAUCUAGAGAUAAAUAUUAGAGAUUAUUUAAAGAAACCAGAGAAACAGUAAAUACACAUACAGAGCCUAACUGCAGCCAGUGACCUAAAAUCACACGGCGAUAAAACCUGAGUCACCUUUCACCGUGAGGUGAUCCUCCUUCACUCAGUACGGAACUUCAGGGGUGGGGGGGGGUGGGGGGGGGAGAGGUCGACUUACACACCAAAAGAAGGAAGAAAAAAAAAAAA
Messenger RNA from Leptosomus discolor (cuckoo roller), 796 nucleotides. The record is from RefSeq and is a predicted model, not a curated record. NCBI's taxonomy places the organism in Eukaryota, Metazoa, Chordata, Aves, Leptosomiformes, Leptosomidae.